Molecule: messenger RNA, 3824 nt
Organism: Brassica rapa (field mustard)
Lineage: Eukaryota; Viridiplantae; Streptophyta; Magnoliopsida; Brassicales; Brassicaceae
Product: auxin-responsive protein SAUR41
Biological process (GO): response to auxin
Source: RefSeq, a predicted model, not a curated record
AAACUAAAUGAUAUUUUGAAUUUUAUUUUUAACGUCAAUUAUAUGUUAUCGUUAGCUAAUCACUUAAUCUUGUGUAAAGUAUUUGGAGUCAAUUAUGUAACUAGCUAAUGCAAAAUAAAUAAAUACAGAAAAUGCAGUCCGGUUUAUAAAAUAUUGGGCCCUUAUACUUUUUAAAGAGCCGAACAAAUUAAAUUAUUUCGGGCCGAAACAGUAGGCCCACGUGUUUGUGAUGAAGAUCUUUUAUUUAGUAAGUCGGAUAUAACAUAUUUAUCCCUUGGAGAUAAUUUGUUUGUAUAAUACGAGAUUGAUCCGUACCGAGGUAAGAGAAAGAAGGACAGGCAGAGAGUUGGUGGGUCACACUCUGUUUGAAUGAGUGACCGUACAACCUACAACCUAACCCACCUGCCACUCUUUAAUACCUUUAAUUGCACGUCAUUUAUAAAUAAAUACAACUCUUUACUUGAUUUUGAUUUUUAAUUUUGUCUUUUCUAUUUUCCCUCUUUCGAUUGAACCCAUCCACUUUCUUAAAAAGACGAUUAUUAUGUGUGUAUGUAAAUAGAAAAUAUAAAAAUAGUUGAAAAGUCGUAAUGAAAAAUAUACUGUUGAUAGAAUCAUUAAAGAUGUCGUUUUUGCAUGUUUAGUUUUUUUUCUUCUGUAAACAUGCCGUUUAGUUAAUGAAACAAUUAAUUAAAAAAACAAAAUUAGUAAUAUCCAGAACGCACAAGGGACAAGAGUGUCGUGAACAACUUGUCUAGCGACUCUAAAGUUGGCCGAUGUUUUGUUUAUGCCUCGAUGGUCAUUUAUAUAAAUGUAACUAUUUGAGUUUCUUUUUCUUAAGAACUAGUAUGUUUUUGUAGGAACUUGCAUGUUUGAUACAUGCGAAUAACGUUUGGCAGACAAGAAUUAGUGAAGUAAAUAUCUAAACGAACAAUAUAUGUAUGAAAAUCUUGAGGAAAUGUCCAACUUUGUCGGCCAAAAAUAUAUGUUUAAUAAAAAUAUAUACAAAAUAUCAUAAUAAUACAAAUAAACAGCAAAAACGAAGAUCCAAAUUUUCUCGAUCUAUUCUCUUUGACUUUAUUGGUCACUCUUGUAGUCUUAAAGAACGUUGAACUUAAACCAUCCGCGGAGAUUUCAUCCAACCAUCUUUAAUUUAUUGACCAAUUUGCUUAAAAAUAAACGAAACUCCAUAUUAAUUUAUUUUGUAUAUUUAUUGAAGGCUAAACCACCAACCCCAUAACCCAAGGAGUUAAAAACAUUUCCUGUUUCUUUCACCUUUGACCAUGAUGAUGUAAGAACAACUUGUUAAAUCAUACUCGAAUUUGAUGUUUAAAAUCACGGACUACUUCGCCUGUUUGCUCUAAAAUCCACUAGCUCAAUUUAAUAAUUUAUAUAGUAGUAUUAAUAUACAAAAUGACGUACUCCUUCCGUUUCAAUUUAAUUAUCGUUGUAGGAAAAAAAUUUCGUUUCAAAAUAAAUAUCGUUUUAAAAUUUUAAUACAAAAUUUAUUAAUAAAUUUUUUCAUUUUAUUUUUCUAUUGGUUUGAAUAUGGUUAGGUGUAUAUAUAAUUAUGUUUUUGUUUUAAAAAUAUACAAAAUCAUAUGUUUUUUUAAUAUGUGUGCAUAAAUAUAAAACGACAACUAAAAUGAAACAGAAAGAAUAAUAAAUUAGAAUGUUCAUAAGAGAGGUUUACCAUCAGAGACAGUUCAUAUAUAUAAUACACAUCUUAAAUAAACUGGCAGUUUAUAUCAUACACCCCUAGCAACAAAAUAGCAAAACGAUUACGUGAAUUAGGAGUUUCCAUGACAUAAGUAAAAAAUGGUUACUACUUACUAUGUUUGACCAAAAAAAAAAAAAAAAAAAAAGGUUACUACUUACUAUGUUGAUUUUUAAGUUUAUAGUAUUACUUCACAUUUAUGACUUAUCUAUCUCUCUAAUCUAUACUAGCUGGUUUUAACGUAGUGGUUAUCAAGAUAUAAUUAACCUUUUGGAUCAUUACAAAGUAGUCCAAACUUAAUAACAAAACUAAGAAAUAGUACUCUGUAAAUUAAAAUAUAAUUAUUUAAAAAUUAAUUAUUAAUUAUAAAGCCCACAUGAAUACUAGCCCUGAGCUUAAAAGUUAGAGAAAUGGUGUAUUGAGCUUAAAAGUUAGAGAAAUGGUGUAUAUUCAACUUAACUAUUCAGCGUAUUUUGAUUUUUUUUUAAUAGCAUGUGCACUCAGGCUCGUGCCUCUUAUAAGGCAGCUAAAGCAUUAGCUUUAGGCCACAAUUUUUUUUAGGCCACAAUUUUUUUUAAAAAAAAUUAGGCCACAUCUUCUAUUUUAUGUACAGUACUUUUCAUUUUAUUUAGCUUGAUAUAAAACCACGGAUACUUGUUAACAAAUCUUCUUCUUUAUUUCUUCCUUCAUAUUUUUUAAAAAAAUUUAAUCUUCUUCUUUAUUUCUUUACUUAGUAUGGAAAAAUCUUAAAUCUUGUUAACAAGUUGAUUAAUAAUUAGUUAUAAAGUGCUUUUGAAUUGAAUUUUAGAAUAACAAUGGUUGUUGGGGGGUGGUAUUUAUGAAAUUAUUUAUGUUCGGAGAUCGAACUUCUAAAAAUGGCACUACAAGCAGAAGUUAAAAGAGUUGCUGAAAUAUUGAACUCUAUGAAAGUAAUGGAAGAUUUUAGUAUAACUCAUGGAUUGUUUAUCAAAUAUGUUAGCAAUUCUUUUUCAAAAAAAAUAUAUGUUAGCAAUUCCAGUUUAGGUUGCUUCUGCAGAAUUUGUUUUUUAAAGUUGAAGUUGAUAAAAAUAUUUACGAUUUACUAUAUGUCACAAAAGAGACUGAAUGGGAACUAGAAAAUGUGUUUUUAACAAAUAAAAAUUUAUUAGGGUUACAUUUGAAAAAAAUGCUUCAGGCCACCAAAAUAUUUGGGACGACACUGUGUGCACUUUUAUCCAUUUCAACUAUAGCUAAAAAAAGUUUCUGGAUAUUUAUAAUUUAUAAAACUAUAAAUUCUGAAUACAUUUUAUAGAUUUAAUUAACUUGUCAAUAAAGAAUUCAGUAUUUUAAAUUUAUUUUUCUGAAAGUUAAAUUUACUUGGAUGUACCUAGCAAGUACCGCCUAUGUACUCUCUCUCCCUUAUGCGCUCUUCAUAGUCUUUCCAUGUGUUCUGUCUCUAUAUAAUCCCUCUCUUCUCACUCACUCUCUCUCUAGCUUCGAAUUUUAUCUCUCUUCAAAAACCCCCCGGAGAAACAAGAAAAAUGAAGCAUCUGAUCCGCCGCCUCUCUCGCGUCGCCGACUCAUCCACCGAGUUCUCCCUCCGCAGAUCCACCUUCUCCUUCCGCACCCGCCGCGGCCAUCACCGUCUCCACGCGCAGCCGCCGUGGUCGAUUUGUCAGGCGAGACGAGUCAACACCGUCCCCGCAGGCCACGUACCCGUCUACGUCGGCGAAGAGAUGGAGAGGUUUAUCGUGAGCGCGGAGCUCCUGAACCAUCCGGUCUUCGUCGGACUUCUCAACAGAUCCGCUCAGGAGUACGGUUACGCUCAGAAGGGAGUCCUCCACAUCCCCUGCCACGUCAUCGUGUUUGAGCGCGUGGUGGAAACGCUCCGGUUAGGAUUCAACGACUCAGGCGAGGUUCAAGAACUCGUGGAGUCGUUGCUCUCCGGAGAUGAGGUGAUACCUGGAACUACAGAGUAGCUCUGAAAGCAUCCAAACUGCUGAUGGUGUUUUCUCAGCUUUAAAAAAAAAACAAUUACAUCCUCAUUUCCACGGUUUUGUAAAUAUAAUUCAAGUUUUUAUCUGUCUUUAGUUGUGAUCGAAAAACAUAACUUUUGUUUAGACCAAACCAA